Molecule: messenger RNA, 3399 nt
Organism: Rhodotorula toruloides NP11
Lineage: Eukaryota; Fungi; Basidiomycota; Microbotryomycetes; Sporidiobolales; Sporidiobolaceae
Product: rab guanyl-nucleotide exchange factor
Exons: 14
Coding region: 1-3399 (1132 amino acids)
Biological process (GO): intracellular protein transport; autophagy; vesicle-mediated transport
Cellular component (GO): cytoplasm; fungal-type vacuole membrane
Source: RefSeq, a predicted model, not a curated record
AUGCACUCGCCCUUCUCGCUAGCGCCGCUGAUACGACCAGACGUACUCGGGACAGAGCAAAUUACGGCGACACUUCUUCACGCCGACCGUAUCGUCUUGGGCACUGAGCGGGGGACGCUGCUUGUGUUUGACCUUUCUCGAGCUUCGACGAGUACUGCACCUCCGACCGCAACUCUCGUUAACCGGCAUGACGGCUUUGCGAAGAAAAGCAUCGAGCAGCUGGGCGUGAUCAAGGAACUGAACGCGCUCGUCUGCCUCAGCGGCGGAGACCUCACCUUGCAUUCCUUCCCUGACUUCGCCCUCCUUUCCUCCUUCGCAAGCCAAACGAAAGCUUCCGCAUCCGUCUUUGCACUCUCGACCGAAGUCCACCACCCCGCAGCAAACGCCGACGUCCCCCGUGCCGUCCCCGAGAUCCACACCACUCUCGCCGUCGCCUGCAAGCGUCGACUGAUCCUCCUCAGCUGGGUCGACGGGACGUGGAAUCCGCAAGUCGAGGUCUCGCUCCCUCAUCAGAUCCGCGGCAUGGCUUUUGAUGGUCGACGACUCGUUGCGGGCUUCUCGACGGGCGAAUACGGCGUCAUCACGCUUUCGCCGCUCGAGGGCAAGGGCGCCGGUCAACCGCCGACGCUGGGCGACCUCUUCUCUCUGCCUCUCCCGCUGGCAGAGCGGCCGUCACGCACGGGCGUGCCCGGACUAGGAGGACUUGGCGGUUUAGGAAACGUCGUCAGUCUCGGGGCGCUCAACGCAUUGUCGAAGAAGCUCGAGAAGAACGGUGUCGUCCGAGUACCGCGGCGGACGAGGCGGCAGAGACCUGAGCGUCCGGAGGAGAGGAAGGUCGAGUCGGAGUGGCUUUGGGCGGAAGAGUGGGGUUGGCAGAAUGAGAAGGCGGACGAGCCGGGCGAGGUGCUCGUUGUUCGUGAUAACGUUGUUCUUCCGCUGUCAUCGACCGGCAAGCCCCGCCCAGCCGACCGCCCAUCAGCCUCGGCACCCAGCAUCUCCUACCAUUCCUCCGUCAACGAGGCGCUCGUCUGUCCUCCCUACGUCGUCUCCCUGGUCGCGCCUACUUCACCAGCUCCAGGAACCACCGCUAGCUCCGCCACUCCUCACUACUCGCUCGCCGUCCACGCUCUUGAGACCCUUGAACCCGUUCAGACACUCUCACUACCACCAACCGCUUCGUCUCCGCCCGCAUCCAUCGCCGAGUCUACCCUCUCCGCAAUGAAUCGCUCGGCAGCUCCCGCCAAACCUGCGACUCUCGCCCGCCUUCUCACCGUCUCGGCAUCUACGCCCAAGCCGCCUCUCCUCGUCCUCACCAGCACGCCCGCGAAUACUACAGCUCCGACAGCGCCAGGCGCCGCGUCAGAGCAGACUCUCUGGGUCGCGACGGUGGACAGCUGGCAGUCUCAGCUUGAGGAGCUUGGCAAGCAGGGGAGAUGGGAAGAGGGCAUUGCUCUCCUGCGCGGCUCGUUCGACGUCCUCACAGACCCUUUACCUCCUCCUCUCUCCCGCCGACUCGCCACGCUUCACGCCCUCCACCUCUUCAAAACGCAUCGCUACAACCUCGCCAUCGACGCCUUCAUCGCUCUCGACAUCUCGCCCGCACGCGUCGUAUGCCUCUACCCUGUCGCCAUCUCCGGCAAGCUGUACCGCGAGGCAUCGGCGCACGAAGAGGUUUUUGGUGGUCGUCCACAUGCGCGAGUACAGGCUGCGCACGCAGAAGCGGAGGAGAAGCGACGAGCCGAUGAGGAAGAGCAGCGCUCGGCAGCGCAGCAGGCGAAUCAGGCGCGAGGCUCGCCGGCGACCGGGAGUCCUGCUCGGCUGAGGAAGGGUAUCCUAGCUGGUACAGCGGAUGAGGACGACGCGGCGUCCAUCAGGAGCGUCGGGAGUCGGCUGACGGGGAAGAGCUGGUUGCGGGAUCGGGAGCCGAGUACGACGCUUGACGAGAUUGCGGAGAACGCAGCCCGCGAGCGCGAGCAGCAGGAGAAGCAUGCGGCGCAGAACUACUCGCGAUCUGUCGACGAACUCGUUCGGUACCUCACAGACCGUCGGCAGAAGUACGUGCAGGCGUUCGCUGCCCUGCUCCCCUCGUCAAGACCUACGCCGUCGUCUCCGCGACCCGCAGCAGACGCCGACGAGCUGCUCAGCCUUCCGAACGAACCGCUCACGAAGCUAGGUCCCGACCAACUCGCUCGUGUCGCGCAAGUCGUCGACACGGCGCUUUUCCGGAGCUACCUCGCGACGAAGCCGGUCAUGGUCGGUCCGCUGUGCCGGAUCGAGAACUGGUGCGAGGUGGCGGAAGUCGAGGAGCUUCUGCUCGAUACAAAGAAGUACCGCGAGCUGCUCGACCUGUACAACGGCAAGAACAUGCACGAGAAGGCGGUCGAGCUGUUGAAGCGAAUGAGCGAGGACGAGGACGACCUGAAGGCGAAGGUCGAGCCGACUGUGCGCUACCUUCAAAAACUCGGCCCAACGCAUCUCGCCGUCAUCCUUGACGCCUCGCGGUGGGUCUUCGACCAGGACGUCGCAUCCGGCUUACAGAUCUUCUGCGCGGACCUCGAAGAGGUCGAGUCUCUCCCCCGUCACGCUGUCAUGGCGCAUCUCGAAGGCGUUGGACGAGACGUCUGCAUCAAGUACCUUGAGCACAUUAUCCGGCAGCUGGACGAGCAGGGCGCCGACUUUCACGAGAAGCUCAUCGAGCUUUACCUCCAGGCGGUGCAGGCGCCAUCGACGGGACGCGACGACGAGUCGUACCGGAAACUGCUCGACCUGCUCGAGACGAGCAAGUCGUACCGAGCCGACCGCAUCCUCGGGCGUCUCCCGUCGGAAGAUAUGCACGAGGUCCGCGCUGUACUCCUCGGACGGCUCGGUCGACACGAGGGCGCGCUGCAGAUCUACGUCUAUCAGCUGGAGGACCAUGCGACGGCGGAGCAGUACUGCAAGCGCGUGUACGACUCGGACGAGUCGAUGCGUCCCACUAUCUUCCAUCUACUCCUGCGACUGUACCUUCGUCCCCGCCAGAACCACCCGCUCUUCUUCGGCCCCGCUCUCGCCCUCCUGUCGACCCGAGCUGCUCGUAUCGAUCCCAUCGAGGCCUUCGAGCUGCUGCCGCCUCUCGUCGCCGUCAGCGACAUCAAGGUGUAUCUCGAAAAGACUCUGCGACGGAGCAACGAGCGUGCGCGUGAGGCAAAGAUGGUCAAGGCGAUCGGACGAAGCUGGGUCGACCAGGCAGACCGCGAGGUGGUCGACCUCGAGGAGAGGCGCGUCAAGGUGACGGAGGGCAGAGUCUGCCCGGUCUGCCACAAGCGAAUCGGCAACAGCGUGAUCGCCAUCCACAACCCCCAGGGCGAAGUCACACACUACCAAUGUCGCGAGGACUUUCAGCGGACUCGCGCGUUCUGA